Messenger RNA from Cicer arietinum (chickpea), 3461 nucleotides. RefSeq names its product sister chromatid cohesion protein PDS5 homolog C. The record is from RefSeq and is a predicted model, not a curated record. Gene Ontology annotation, biological process: DNA repair; mitotic sister chromatid cohesion. Gene Ontology annotation, cellular component: nucleus; chromatin. Lineage: Eukaryota; Viridiplantae; Streptophyta; Magnoliopsida; Fabales; Fabaceae.
UUCGUACAGUAUUCUUAGAUUUACUACUCGAAAGAAGAGAUAGGAUAGGAUUUCAUUUCAGAGAAUUUCAUUUCGAAAUUUUUCUGAAAAUCUCACAGUACUUUCUUCAUUUUCUUUCUCAUUUUUUCUUCUCUCUCUUCGUUUUCUUUCUGUCUGUGAUCCCUCUAUCGGAAUAACAAGAAAACAGAAAGAAAGAAGGAAAAAAACCCUAAUUCAUCUGUCUCAUCGGAAAACCAUAAAUUGGCUUCAAUUGGAGCGCUUUCAGUGCUUCGAUUUUUUGAAACCGAGUAGAGUGAAGUGAUUCCGUUGAAGAUCUGAAAGAUCAGCUUCCAAUGGCGCCUAAAUUGACAUCAAUGGCGCCUGAUGACAAAGAGCUUGAAGAUCAGCUUCUCGAAGCUGGUAACGAGCUUGCAGAUCCUCCUUCCUCGGUGGAAGAGCUUCUCUCACUUUUAGAUCGAGUUGAGAGUUGCCUAUCAAGGGUUGAACAGUCACCUACAAGCUCUAUGCAAAUUGCACUCUCUCCAUCUUUGAAAGCAUUGAUUGGGGCUAAACUUUUAAGGCAUGCAGAUCCUGAUGUCAAAGUUGCACUUGCCUCUUGCAUCAGUGAAAUAACAAGAAUCACUGCACCUGAAGCUCCUUAUGAUGACAAUCAAAUGAAGGAGAUAUUCCAAUUAGUUGUAUCUUCAUUUGAAAAUCUACAUGAUGAGUCAAGCAGAUCAUAUGGGAAGAGGACAUCAAUUCUUGAAACUGUUGCGAAGGUCAGAUCAUGUGUGGUAAUGCUUGACCUUGAAUGCGAUGUGCUGAUUUUGGAGAUGUUUCAGCAUUUUUUGAAGGCUAUAAGGGAAUUUCAUCCAAGGGAUGUUUUUUCAUCCAUGGAAACCAUUAUGACACUUGUUCUAGAGGAAAGUGAAGAUAUAUCCUUUGAUUUACUUUCUCCACUUCUGGACAGCAUUAAGAAUGGCAAUGAGGAAGUUUUUCCGAUUGGCCGAAAAUUGGGGGAGAGGGUCCUUGAAAAUUGUGCAACCAAACUUAAACCAUACUUAGUGCAAGUGGUGAGAACCUUGGGUAUAUCUGUGGAUGAUUAUAGUAAAGUACUUGCUUCAAUAUGCCAAGAUACAUCUGAUGGCUUGGAGAAACAAGAUGUAUGUGUUGGUGAGCACGUGGAAGAAAAAGGCACAUCAGCAAAACCAUUGCUUGAGGAGUCAACAGAAGUGGUUAAAGAAGAAUCAAGGGAAGCUGCACAUUCACCACAAGAUAAUCAUGAUGGAAAUAGAUCUUCUAAAUCAGUCACAAGCAAUGGCGUUGCAUGUGUCAGAGAAGACGAUGCUUUAGCAGAUUCUAAGUCCAUUAAAAAGAAAGAGGAAGCCGAUUGUUCUGGUCACUCUAAAGGUUUGCAUGUAUCUGGAAAUGAGGAGGUCGCUGAUUUGGAUGAUGGAAAAGUUGACAAGAAUGAACAAAAGCGAGAACAAGCCACCAAGAAGAACCGGAGGAAAUUGAGCUCUUCAACCAAAUCUGCUAAACUGCCUGAAUGUCAAGUUGUUGCCAAUGAAAAGGAAGCUGACAAGAUGGACUCUGAAAAUCACAGCAAGGAAGUUGUCAGUUCUCCGCACAAGGACCAUUUUGUGGAAAGAGCAAGACCUUCAGAAAACGAUGAAGAGAUUCAAGCUAAGAUUUCAUUACCAAAAGCAUGCAAUGAUGAAUCUGAAGCUGUGGCUUCUCCUUCACCUAGUGACAGCCUCCCUGAAACUCAUUCUGAAAAACAUGGAAAAGCAAAAACUGAAGAUAGCCCUGCUAAUGUUGAGGUUGCAGAGGUUGUUUCAAAGAAGGUAUCUGAAGGAGCAAGUCAUUCUGAAGCCAAACCUGUCAAGCGGUUGGUGAAAAAGGCGCUUGGUCGAAACUCUGAUGUACGAAAAACUGCUGGUGCAGAUUCAGGCAAAAAACGAAGUGGAGCUGCUAGUGGUGCAGAUUCUAAAAAGCACUCAGCCAAGAAAUUAGAUGAAAAUGAGGGUGGUGGUUCUUCUUCCAGGCAGCUGGUUGAUAAGAAAAAGUUGGGGAGGGAAGAAGCUAACUCAGAAAAAGGUGCAGCAAAAUCUUCUACGCUAGAUGCUGACAAGGAAAUUGAUUCUUCCCCAAGGUCCGGUACCAAAUCCACUGAAGAUGAAAAGUUAGAGGAGACUCCCAAAACGAAUGCAAAGAGGAAACACACCUCAGGAAGAAAAAAGGAAUCCGAGAUCAGGAAAUAUGAUGAAAAACUUGUUGGUUCACGAGUUGAAGUUUGGUGGCCUAAGGAUCGUCAGUUUUACAAAGGUGUCAUUGAAUCUUUUGAUUCUGCCAAAAAGAAGCACAAGGUGGUUUAUGAUGAUGGUGAAAUAGAAAUAUUAAAUCUUUUGAGGGAAAAAUGGAAGGUCGUUGAAGCUGAUUCAGCUGCAGACGAGGAAGAAGGAAGUGAUCGCUCCAGUCAUGAUGCAUCCGCUGAAAUUCCCCCAAGGAAGAAAGGGAAAACCAGUGCUGCUGGAAAGCUGGGUGUGUCUUCCAGUGGUGGGGCAACUGGAUCAAGUAAAUCAAAGGGUGUAUCCAUGAAGUCUGGUCAGAAGUCCAAAGAUGACAACAAAUCCAAAGAAUCCAAGACCGUUAGCAAAUCUGAGGAUGAAGUUAAGGACAACACUCCUAAAAUUGGUAGCAGUAAAUCUGCUGCACAGAAAAUGACUAGUAAAGCCAAGAACAUUGGUAGUUCCAAGACAAGCAAACCAAAGGACGACAGCACUAUCACGCCAAAGCCCUCUGCCAAGUCUAAGGAAGAAAACCCAAAGAGUGGAAAAUCCAAGCAAAAAACCCCAAAGACUGCUGCUUCUGAGGGAAAGCCCCCCAAAAGUGGUGGAAAGUCUACUGGCGAUGGCAGUGGCAAGGUGAAAUCUGGUUUAUUGAAGAGAAAAAAUUUGGGGAGUGACAACUCAGACUCAGAUGUUUCAGAAAGAGAGGUAGAAGAUACAAAGGGCAAGACAUCAAGUUCAUCAAAGGCACAAGUAAGUGAGACCAAGAAGGCAAAGAAGCGUCAGAGAAGCUAGAAGGAAUAUUUAUUCUUUGAUUAUUCCUUAAUUAUUUGCUUGCCUUCUGCAUAUCAGUGCACUUUCUUACAUAAUUUGAAUAUUUCUUUCUCUAGCCCGUGUCCUCUGAUGAAUCUGAGCCGUGUAUUAGGUAUCUGAUAAUAGUUUUCGGUGAUCAGAUCGUUGUUGUUAUGCUAGCAUUAUUAUCUUUAGACUAGUUUAGCCGUGUUUCGGGUUAAUAAUAGGACAAUAUUUUUAGUUUUUUUUCCCCCUUUGUUUCUGGAUGGAUGGUAUUUUUUGAAAGCAACAGCUAAAGUCAGUUGGUUAGCAACCUUCAUUGAAAGAAUGCUAUGGCGGUAUUCUCCAAUGCUUACAGAUAAAUUAUAGACCACCCAAUUAAUUUUCAUUUUUAUGGUG